This is a messenger RNA of Trichosurus vulpecula (common brushtail), 4414 nucleotides long. RefSeq names its product Rho GTPase activating protein 33 (gene ARHGAP33). Gene Ontology annotation, biological process: small GTPase-mediated signal transduction. Gene Ontology annotation, molecular function: GTPase activator activity; protein binding; phosphatidylinositol binding. The record is from RefSeq and is a predicted model, not a curated record. The transcript has 22 exons. NCBI's taxonomy places the organism in Eukaryota, Metazoa, Chordata, Mammalia, Diprotodontia, Phalangeridae. Gene Ontology annotation, cellular component: actin cytoskeleton; nucleoplasm; Golgi apparatus. The coding region runs from base 66 to 3842 and encodes 1258 amino acids.
GGGAGGAGGAGCGCGACCCCUCGCCCGCCCGGGGUGACAGGGUGACGGCGGCGGCGCGACUGGCCAUGGUGGCCAGAAGUACAGAUAACCUGGAUGGUCCAGGGGAGGGGCCUGUACAGCCCCUACCCCCUUCAGGGGGCUCUAAUGUGAAGGGGAAACCUGGCAAGAGGAUCUCGGCCCCUCGUGGCCCUUUUCCCCGGCUGGCUGACUGUGCCCAUUUCCACUAUGAGAAUGUUGAUUUUGGCCACAUUCAGCUGCUGCUAUCUCCAGAUCGUGAAGGCUCCAAUCUCCCUAGUGAUAAUGAGCUGGUGUUUGGGGUCCAGGUGACCUGUCAGGGCCGGUCCUGGCCUGUUGUCCGAAGCUAUGAGGAUUUCCGCUCCCUGGAUAGCCAUCUUCAUCGCUGCAUCUUUGACCGUCGAUUCUCUCGCCUUCCAGAACUGCCUCCAGCUCCAGAGGGCUCCCGGAACCAGCUGCUGGUGCCACUGCUCCUACAAUAUCUUGAAACCCUCUCUGGACUGGUGGACAGUAACCUCAACUGUGGCCCUGUGCUUACCUGGAUGGAACUGGAUAACCACGGCCGACGGCUCCUGCUCAGUGAGGAGGCCUCCCUGAACAUUCCUGCGGUGGCCGCAGCGCAUGUGGUCAAGCGGUACACGGCCCAGGCCCCAGAUGAACUGUCCUUCGAGGUUGGUGACAUUGUCUCUGUGAUUGACAUGCCACCCACAGAGGACCGAAGCUGGUGGCGUGGGAAACAUGGAUUCCAGGUUGGUUUCUUCCCUAGCGAGUGUGUGGAGCUAUUCACGGAACGACCAGGCCUGGGGGUCAAAGCUGAUCCUGAUGGCCCCACAUCCAGCAUCCCAGCUCCCCUAAGGGAGGGCCCUCCCUCUCUCACGUCAGUGCCCCGGCCCCGAGGAAAGCUCGCAGGCCUCCUCCGUUCUUUCAUUCGCUCCCGCCCAUCUCGUCAGCGGCUAAGGCAGCGGGGCAUCCUUCGGCAGCGUGUCUUUGGCUGUGACCUUGGGGAGCAUCUCAGCAACUCUGGCCAAGAUGUUCCCCAAGUCCUGCGCUGUUGCUCUGAAUUCAUCGAGGCCCAUGGGGUGGUGGAUGGGAUCUAUCGCCUCUCAGGUGUUUCUUCCAACAUCCAGAAACUGAGGCACGAGUUUGACAGUGAGCGGAUCCCAGAGCUGAGUGGACCAGCCUUCCUCCAGGACAUCCACAGUGUCUCUUCCCUUUGCAAACUCUACUUUCGAGAGCUGCCUAACCCCCUGCUCACCUACCAGCUCUAUGGAAAGUUCAGUGAGGCCAUGUCUGUGCCUGGGGAGGAAGAGCGACUGGUUCGGGUUCAUGAUGUCAUACAGCAGCUGCCUCCACCUCAUUACCGGACCCUGGAGUACCUGCUUCGACACCUCUCUCGGAUGGCCCAGCACAGCGCCAACACCAGCAUGCAUGCCAGAAACCUGGCCAUUGUGUGGGCUCCCAACCUGCUUCGGUCAAUGGAGCUGGAGUCAGUAGGACUUGGCGGGGCUGCUGCCUUCCGGGAGGUUCGAGUCCAGUCUGUUGUUGUGGAGUUUCUUCUCAGCCACGUGGAUGUUUUAUUCAGUGACACAUUUGCCUCAGCAGGCUUAGAUCCUGCAGGUCGCUGUCUCCUCUCCAGGCCCAAAUCCCUUGUGGGCAGUGGACCCUCCACUCGCCUCCUCUCCCUAGAGGAGGCUCAGGCUCGGUCACAGGGUCGGCUGUCUGAGCAAGGGGCCAAGGCUCCUACUUCACCUGAAGACCAGAGGAAGGGGAUCAUUGGAGAGAAGCGUAGGAAACCAGGUGGCAGCAGCUGGAAGACCUUCUUCGCCCUGGGCAGAGGCCCCUCCUCGGUCCGAAAGAAGCCCCUGCCCUGGCGUGGAGCUGGCCAAGGGUCCCAGCCACCCCCAGGUGGCCCAGUGGAAACAGCCCCACUGAGAUCAGCCAAGAGCGAGGAGUCACUGUCAUCCCAGGCCAGCGGAGCUGGCCUACACAGGCUCCAUCGACUGCGCCGGCCCCGUUCCAGCAGUGAUGCUUUCCCUGUGGCUCCUGGCCUGGCCGGCUCCUGUGAGAGCCUGUCCUCUACCACGUCGUCAUCGUCAUCCUCCGGCAGCACCUCGUCUGUGGGCAGUGGGGAGCUGGUGGGCUCUCCCCCACACCGAGUUUCGGCCUGGCUGGACGAUGGCGAUGACCUGGACUUUAGUCCCCCAAGAUGCCUGGAGGGCCUGAGAGGCCUUGACUUUGAUCCUCUCACUUUUCGCUGCAGCAGCCCUACCCCUGGGGACCCUGCCCCUCCUGCCAGUCCUGCCCCCCCAGCCUCUGCUGGCUCUUUCAUCCAUAAAGCUACCCCCCCUACUCGUUCUCCUCGAGGCCCAGCAAGCCCUGCCCCACCCACAGCCCUGGAUAUCUCUGAGCCUGUGGCUGUUUCUGUGCCCCCUGCUGUGCUGGAGCUUCUGGGGGGUGCUACCCCUGCCACCCCAUCCCCUCCACCUGCCACUCCCGCUCCCCAGCUCAUACCCCUACUGCUGCGCAGCGCUGAGACUGAGCUGAGUGACAGCUGCCAGAGGGAAAUCCGGAGUAAAUUGUCCUUAAGCAGCCAGAGAGACCUACAAGGGUCACUAAGUCCCGUGCCUGGGUUUGAGUCCCCACCUCUGCCUGUGCCCUUGUCUCUCCUUCGCCCCGGAGGGGCCCCUCCUCCACCUCCCAAGAAUCCAGCCCGCCUGAUGGCCCUGGCUUUGGCUGAGCGGGCUCAGAGGGCAGCACAGCGUCAGCGCCAGCAGGAGAUGGGGGGCACAGCCCCACCCCUACCUCGCUCCCCCUUCCGACGUUCCUUGUCCCUGGAAGGGGGUGGGGAAAGUCCAGGGGCUGGAGGCCCUGGGCCCCUCUACUCCAUAGUGAGCUCCAGCCACCAAGCCCCAGGUCCACCAGCCUCCUUGCAGCGGCAGCAGAGUGAUGGCGGCCUGUUGCGCGCACACAUUCCUGGUCCCCCACGGAGGGAACGAAGAGGUCCCGCACAGGCGCCCACCUCCUUUUUCUCCUCUGCUGUGACUUCUUCCAACCCCAAGGAGCGCCCCUCACCCUUCUCUGGCCCCCCCAAGCCUCCUCUUCACUCUCUGGGUACUCCUCCCUUCCGGCCUGGUCCCCAGCCCGCUACCCGGAGGACCCCACGUGGUCCCACACUGCCCCCUGACAAGGGGGAAAACUUGUACUAUGAAAUCAGUGGGGGUGACGGGCCUCCCUACCCAGGCCUGCCUAGGCCCUGGGCUCCUUUCCACCAGGCCCCCGAGGGGCUCAAUGCUUCCUAUGGGAUUCGGGAACAGUCACCACCCCAGGGACCCCCUGACUUCCUCUUCUGCUACCCACCACCCCCAUCUCACCCAUACCCCCCAGCACUGCAGCCUUUUCCCCAACAUAGCCGCCUCUGCUACCACCCCCAAGAAUCCCGGCGACGCCCAGCCCAUCUGGAACCUGUCUAUGUCAACUUGCCCCUCGGUGGGGGUGGACCCUCCCCUACUUCCUCCUCUUGUUCUUCCUCCCCUCCUGCCCACCCCCGAAGUCGCUCUGACCCUGGUCCCCCGGCCCCUCGACUCCCCAACAAGCAGCGCUCACCUUGGGGGCCCCGGCCUCCUCGACCCUGGGGGCCUCCAGAUCCUCUCCUGCUCUAUCGGACACCCACCCAGGCCUGUGGGAAAGGAGGCGGGGAGGGUCCUCAUGGGGUUCAGUAUGGAAAUGUGGGGGAUGGACAUGGAGAGGGGGCUGGCCCCCCACCCUCCUACCUGCCCCCCCCAAGCUGGUCCCUCCAUGCCAAGGGCCAGACUCACAGCUACUGCUGAGGCUGGAGGGCAUGUCUCCUGACCUUUUUUUGUAAAAUGUCUCCCUCUGUUGGUGAAUGGGAGUCCUAGCUGGUUGUGCCUGCUGAUGAUGACCAAGGUCCCACAGAUGGACCUACUGCCAUCACUGGCCCUGGGGCCCCAAUUCAAUGAUCCAGUUUGUAAUUUUUCCCAAUUCCUCAAGUUUCUAACUUUGUAAACUGGUUCCAAUGUGAUCUCAUAACGUAUAACUGUAGUUUCUCUGCCCUGCCCACAAAGAACUUUUUACAUGUCUAGGGUUUCUUGCACUAAUACGGGGGAGACGGAAGAUGAAAACUCUUCCAUCUCCCCCAACCCCCAGGAUCCCCCAGCAUGUCCUGUCCCCCUCCCCUCUUGUCAUUGCCCUGUAUGUGCAGCUAUGAAUGUGUACCCAGACGAAGGGCAUUGAGGUGUGUGUGUGUGUGUGUGUGUGUGCGCGCGUGCCCAGGUAUGCAUGUCCGAGUGCGUGUGUCCCUGAUGAGCCCCAAUCCUGUGUACUAAACAUUUAAAAACAAAUUUUAACAUUAACAGAAAUAAAAGUAAAGAUGACCUGUGAA